AUGCCGUAUGAGAACACGGAGGCGAAAGCUCGGAUCACAGCAGGCCAUGCGCGGCCAAACCACUGGAUCGCCGACCUUCGCCUGCAUGUUCUCUCCGCGCCUGUUACACAGGGCAUCGGCGGGCGGCCCGGCGGCAAACGCGACCUCGCCAUCCUCUUGAAGACGGCUAGACGCUUCCAGCUCUCUGACCGCGGUGAGCACUGCCCCUGGAAGCAUCUCCACUUGACUCACCCCCCGAACCCUCCGUGGCAAGACUUCGUGGAGGAUGCCGUAGCAGACCGCGCGAUGUCGAAGGAUCUGGAUGCCGGUGCUUACUGCCUGGGAUCGUUCGAGUCCCGGUACCACGAGUGUAGAUAUAUCUCGGAUGAUCUUCACUGUCAUCCGGCUGUCAUCUACCCCUCGCCAUUCUCAGCAACCCCUCCGUCGAUCUUACUGAUCUGCCCUGCCUACACCCGCAACUAUCCGAUUGAACCUCUUGCUCCUCCAACAACAUGUGCAAAUACGUCACUCAUCUGCGCGUCUGCAACGUCUGCAGCCAUGAAGAUACUGUCCUCAUCUCAGAGAGGUUAUGCAUGCUUGCCAAGAGGAACGGGGUCUUUGGGAGUUGUGAUUCAGGGAUCGGCAGUGACAGCAACAGCACCAGACACCACUGUUGGAAGUGCAAGGAGAGGAUCCGCCGGGUCCCACGGGCAUCAUCGGCAUUGCAUCGUGUCAGUCUACAUUGAUGAAAGACUCUAA
Molecule: messenger RNA, 738 nt
Organism: Colletotrichum siamense
Lineage: Eukaryota; Fungi; Ascomycota; Sordariomycetes; Glomerellales; Glomerellaceae
Exons: 4
Coding region: 1-738 (245 amino acids)
Source: RefSeq, a predicted model, not a curated record